CUAAGCUAGCAAGGCCUGGUUUCCUUCCCGUCGCCAUCUUGUUUUGAUCAAAAGGACGAAAGAAGCGAAAGAAAAGAGAUAGAAUAAAACGCUUUGAUGUCGCGCCAGUCAUCUGUGCGAACAGAUGCCAAAAAAGUUAGCACAGAGCUUUUUACCUUGACUUAUGGAGCUCUUGUGGCACAACUCGUGAAGGAUUAUGAAAGUCCAGAGGAGGUUAAUAAACAACUUAAUAAGAUGGGCUAUAAUAUAGGAGUCAGACUGAUUGAAGAUUUCUUGGCAAGAUCAAAUGUUGGUCGAUGCCAUGACUUUCGAGAAACAGCAGAUGUUAUCGCAAAGCUUGGUUUUAAGAUGUUUCUGGGGAUCACGCCAGUGGUAGCAAACUGGAGUGCAGGGUCUGACGAAUUCUCUCUCAUUCUGGAGAACAACCCACUUGCAGACUUCGUGGAGCUAUCACAGGGGCACGAGGGCCUUCUGUACUCCAAUAUACUGUGUGGGGUACUGAGGGGAGCGCUAGAGAUGGUCCAGAUGGAGGUUGACGUGUGGUUCGUACAAGACGCCCUAAGAGGUGAUGAGACUACAGAGAUACGCGUCAAAUUCAUCAAGAAACUAGAAGAUGCCUUACCCGCGGGCGAGGACUAGUGACAAGGAAUUACCACAGGUAGCCCAGGCUUUCGGAAAGUGAAGAUAAACUAACUGAGAUUCUGUUGGACGAAGCUGUUGUUGCUCAAUUCUACAACAAAUUGCCACUGAUUUCAGAUAUUCAGUUGUGGUAUAAAUUCUUACAUUUGCCUCUUUAAAAGGAUCCAACUCCGUUAGUAAGUUCUUGUCAUACUCACCGUGAUCCUGGGCUGCAUGUUGGAUUACAAGUGUAAAUAAUGAGUCAGAAAAAAAAAAACAGCCAUCGAA
Messenger RNA from Nematostella vectensis (starlet sea anemone), 906 nucleotides. RefSeq names its product trafficking protein particle complex subunit 3. Gene Ontology annotation, biological process: intra-Golgi vesicle-mediated transport; endoplasmic reticulum to Golgi vesicle-mediated transport. The transcript has 5 exons. NCBI's taxonomy places the organism in Eukaryota, Metazoa, Cnidaria, Anthozoa, Actiniaria, Edwardsiidae. Gene Ontology annotation, cellular component: TRAPP complex; cytosol; cis-Golgi network membrane. The record is from RefSeq and is a predicted model, not a curated record. The coding region runs from base 97 to 639 and encodes 180 amino acids.